UGCAGUCUUGAUGGAGAAACGAGAUCGCACGGCGUUGGCGGUGAUGGCGGAGCGCGUGGCGCAGCGGAAUCGACGCGAGACGGAUGGAUUCAGUGCGUUGAUAGGGUCGUACCAGCAGAUCAUGUCUCAACUGCAUUACCUGUCCACGCAAAACCAACGGAUGCACACCGCCGACAUUAUGGGCACCACCGACAAGACGAUCCAAAUGAAGGACGAACAGCUCAUGCAACUACAGAAGCGCAUUUACGACAUGGAAGGAGUGGGGAAGGGUAUGGAGAAGGAGAUGCACGGCUUACGGGAAGAAUUGAAUCGGCAGCGCCUUCGGGCAGAACUUGCCGAGCAGGAAGCAGAAGACUUUCGUCGGCGUGUGCGCGAUCUCGAGCAUCAACUCAUUGAAAAGAGCAAGAUGAUGAUGCAGGAACUCAUGCUGGACCCGUCCAACCAUCCUUCGCUGGACAACACGUCCAACAACACCACGAAUACGCGCCAUCCCCCAACGUCGCUCGUGUCAUCCUCUUCCGCCGCCGACGUGACCAUGCUCCAACACGGCAAGUGCAUCCGAGCCCACGCUACCGAAGUCAACUCGGUGUGCUUUAGCGGCAGUGGCAAGGUGGCGUUCACAGCCAGCAGCGACGGCACCGUGCGCGCGUGGGACUCGUUCACGUGCCAGGCCAAAGCAGAUUACCGCGGCCUCGGCAUGUCCCAGCCGCUCAUUUGCGUCCGCGUGUCCGAGGACGGCGAGCUCGUGCUAGGCACAGGGUGCGACCGCAUCUGUCAAGUAUGGCGCGUGGGCACGGGUCGCAUUGCACAUACGCUGCUCGGCCACAAGGUAUGGCAAUACGAUAUCAAAAACCAUAUAUAUAUUUAAAUUGAUACAUACAUAUAUUUAAAUUGAUAUAUAUAUAUAUAUAGAUUG
Molecule: messenger RNA, 916 nt
Organism: Aphanomyces astaci
Lineage: Eukaryota; Oomycota; Saprolegniomycetes; Saprolegniales; Verrucalvaceae
Exons: 4
Coding region: 11-868 (285 amino acids)
Molecular function (GO): protein binding
Source: RefSeq, a predicted model, not a curated record